UUAUGGUAGAAAUUAGGAUGCACAUACAUGAUUCUAUCAUUCAUCGCAUCGGGCACGGCCGUAAACUUCAAUCAAGGGAACUGCUCUUUAGCCUUUAGUCAUAACUUCCGCAAGCAUAGGGUUUCAACUUUCAAGGAGUGAAAUUCAAAGACCCAAUAAUGGAUAAAGAUCAAGAAGAUGAAAUUGUUUGCUUGGAGUCAUUUUUCCUCAAUGAUAAUUACCAAUUAACCACUUUUACAUUUGGGUCUCAAGUUCUUGAGUUAUUUUGCCUUCAUUCUGCUUCAACUGAUUUUGAUCUCACUGGGCAGUUGGUAUGGCCUGGGGCAGUGAUUUUGAAUGAAUAUCUCUCCAAAAACGCUGAGAUGCUUCGAGGACUUUCUGUCAUUGAGUUAGGCUCUGGUGUUGGUGUCACCGGAGUACUUUGUGGUAGAUUUUGCAAUAAAGUUGUGAUGACGGAUCACAAUGAUGAAGUUCUAAAGAUUCUGAAGAAAAAUAUAGAUCUACAUUCAUCGUUUGAGGAUUUGCCUUGCUCUGAUUUGGUGGCCGAGAAACUUGAAUGGGGGAAUUCUGAGCAAAUAAAUGCAAUCAUGCAAAGAUAUCCCGAAGGAUUUGAUCUGGUUCUUGGAGCUGAUAUUUGCUUUCAACAAUCAAGCAUUCCCUUACUUUUCAAUACAGUAAAGAAGCUUCUUCAAAUUAGAGGGGAAGGAAAAUGCAAAUUUAUUCUUGCUUAUGUCUCUCGUGCAAAAAUGAUGGAUGAAAUGGUUAUCAAUGAGGCUUUGGGACAUGGCUUAUUGACAAAAGAAGUUCCUGGAACACGUUCUGUGGUUGGAAAUCUAGGAGUUAUUUACGAGAUUAGUCUUUAGUAGAUCAUGCAACUGUACUUCGGUCUUGGAGCCUCAGAAAAGACACAAAAGAUCAAAAGUGUCAAAAGAAUUUUACUUAUCAAUUGUGGUUCUGUAGCAUCUGUUCCCGAUACACAUACAGAUCUCAGAUAAUGAACAGAAAGGUGCAGUUUGAGGUAAUUCCUUAAUGGUACAUGUAAUUCAGGUCACCAUUCGGUAGGUGGACAAUUUUCUGUCGGGCAUACAAAGUAACUUAAACUCGGUGAAUUAGCUGCAUACUACUUUUUGCUUGAACCUCCCGCGAAAUUAUACAUGAUUUAAAUUAUUAUCAUCUAUUGCAUUUUAUGAGACGAGUGAGUUCAUUAAUCUUCUGUGAAGUCGAUUUUGUGUCUCGUAUUGCUGAUUUAUCUUGCUAAUACCUCAUUGUCACCUUGAAAUAAUAUGGAAUAGAUCUGUUUGACGAUGUAAUGACUGUGUGAAAGCAUACGGUACAUUGAUUUUGCAGUCUAUUUCAAGAACCGAGUGCAGCACACAACAGAUUAGAACAAGUUGAUGAUCUCAAACGUGCCUUUAGUCUACUAACAAGCUGAAUCUUGCUCGCCUGACAAUCUUUGCCCAAACGCAGGCCAUCUUAGUCGUUUUUUUUAUAUAUUUUUCUAUAUAAUAACAGCAAUGUUAGAGCCUUAAUCCCAAAUGAGAAGAAAUCAGGCCCGGAUGAAACGUUGACCCGUUUGGAUCAUGUUUUAAACAAAUCUUGAACUCAAUUGGGCUUGUUCUAUUUAGGCAGCUGUACUUUGAGCAAGCUCAAUUGUGGAU
Messenger RNA from Amaranthus tricolor (Joseph's coat), 1658 nucleotides. RefSeq lists its product as uncharacterized. Gene Ontology annotation, cellular component: nucleus. Gene Ontology annotation, molecular function: protein methyltransferase activity. The coding region runs from base 159 to 863 and encodes 234 amino acids. Gene Ontology annotation, biological process: protein methylation. The transcript is spliced from 8 exons. NCBI's taxonomy places the organism in Eukaryota, Viridiplantae, Streptophyta, Magnoliopsida, Caryophyllales, Amaranthaceae. The record is from RefSeq and is a predicted model, not a curated record.